This is a messenger RNA of Paramuricea clavata, 566 nucleotides long. The record is from the annotation of a GenBank genome assembly. NCBI's taxonomy places the organism in Eukaryota, Metazoa, Cnidaria, Anthozoa, Malacalcyonacea, Plexauridae.
AUGGUCAAUGAUUUACAAUGCGGUUCGGGGAGGCCUAGCAAUUGGAAAUUCGUUGAUGAUGUUACUAUCUCUGAGGGAUUAUUAAGGAAUGGGGAACCGUCUGUAAUCCAGUCUGAUUUAACUUCUAUAGCUACAUGGGCAUCUAAUAACCUGAUGAAAUUGAACGCUAAGAAAUGCAAAGAGAUGCAAAUUUGUUUCUUUCGGAACAAACCUGAACUACCACACUUGUGUGUUGAAGACCAGAUCUUAGAAUGUGUAUCGUCGCACAAGGUUCUUGGAUUGAUUAUCCAGGAUGACCUUAAGUGGAACGAACAUAUUUCGAUGAUUGUUACCAAAGCAUCCAAGCGACUGCAUAUCCUACGUGUCCUACGACGGGGAGGGAUCCCACCGCACGACCUUAUCACAAUUUAUUAUGCAUUGAUUAGAUCUACAUUAGAAUAUUGUUGUACAGUAUGGCAUUGUGGUCUACCUAUGUAUCUGUCUGAACAAGUCGAGAAAAUUCAAAAACGUGCACUGAGGAUUAUACUGCCAGGUCGAUCCUACGGUGAAGCGCAAGAAAUGUUGCA